CGACUCCCCCCACUCGCCGGCCACCACGAGUACCAUCAGUAGUUCCCUAUCCGCACGGCACGCGCCGGCACAACUGAUUCCCACCGCCCACCAUGCCGGACGGCGACGCGGCCGCGGCCGUGAACUUCUGGGGCGAGGAGCCGGCCACGGAGGCCGAAUACUACGCCGCGCACGGCGCGGAGGGCGAGUCGUCCUACUUCACCGCGCCGGGCGGGCGGCGCCUCUUCACGCGGGCGUGGCGGCCCCGUGGAGGUGGCGCGGCGCCGAGGGCGCUCGUAUUCAUGGUGCACGGCUACGGCAACGACGUCAGCUGGACGUUCCAGUCCACCGCGGCGUUCCUCGCCGGCUCCGGCUUCGCCUGCUUCGCCGCCGACCUCCCCGGCCACGGCCGCUCCCACGGCCUCCGCGCGUUCGUCCCCGACCUCGACUCCGCCAUCGCCGACCUGCUCGCCUUCUUCCGCUCCGUCAGGCGGCGGGAGGAGUACGCCGGGCUGCCGUGCUUCCUGUUCGGGGAGUCCAUGGGCGGGGCCAUCUGCCUCCUCAUCCACCUCCGCACGCCGCCGGAGGAGUGGGCCGGCGCCGUGCUGGUGGCACCCAUGUGCAAGAUCUCCGACCGGAUCCGCCCGCCAUGGCCGCUGCCGCAGAUCCUCACCUUCGUCGCGCGGUUCGCGCCGACGCUGCCCAUCGUGCCCACCGCCGACCUCAUCGAGAAGUCCGUCAAGGUGCCCGCCAAGCGGCUCGUCGCCGCGCGCAACCCCGUGCGCUACAGCGGCCGGCCGAGGCUCGGCACCGUCGUCGAGCUGCUGCGCGCCACCGACGAGCUCGGCGCCCGCCUCGGCGAGGUCACCAUCCCGUUCCUCGUCGUGCACGGCAGCGCCGACGAGGUCACCGACCCGGCCAUCAGCCGCGCGCUGCACGACGCCGCCGCCAGCAAGGACAAGACCAUCAAGAUAUACGACGGGAUGAUGCACUCCUUGCUCUUCGGUGAGCCCGACGAGAACAUCGGGCGCGUCCGCGCCGACAUUCUCGCGUGGCUCAACGAGAGAUGCACGCCAAGGGAGGGCACCUUCCUGACAAUACAAGAUUGAUUAGUACUUACCAUUCAGGAUUCAUUCCACUCCAUUCAGAUUGUGAAGUAGCAAUGCACCAAAAAUGACAACUUUGAAAAUUUGCAUUGCUUCUAUAUAUAUAUAAAUUUGAUGAGCUGCUCAGUCAGGUUUACAUAUUUUAUAUGCCGUAAACAUUUUAAGUCUCCUGAGCAAUGAAAGAAUGUUUCCGGUUUGCAAAGCUUGCCGUUGUAUUGUAUCACCAUCAGCUCUCUGCCGGCGCUGUUGGGGGCAGUACAAGGCGCUCUCUGCCUUGUACAAGCUUGGCAGAACGAAUUAUAUCUCCAGUUUUAAUCUGUGAAAGAACUUCUCUUCCAUCUGUAGUAUACC
Oryza brachyantha (malo sina) is the source of this 1436-nucleotide messenger RNA. RefSeq names its product caffeoylshikimate esterase. The record is from RefSeq and is a predicted model, not a curated record. The transcript has a single exon. Gene Ontology annotation, molecular function: lipase activity. Gene Ontology annotation, cellular component: membrane. Bases 93 to 1088 code for a protein of 331 amino acids. Lineage: Eukaryota; Viridiplantae; Streptophyta; Magnoliopsida; Poales; Poaceae.